AUGACUCGCGCUGAAGCUGCUCCUCACUCUGUUGCUGAAUCGCAACAGGACCGCCACUCGCAUUCGCUGCCCGGCUCGUCGUCCGGGCCCAACAAGGCUGGCGCACGCGCACCCGGUGGCGCCUCCGCACUAGGCUCCGAGAUCGGCGCCGAACGGGACGCCCGACGCGAACUCGCCCAAGCACGCGCCGAGGGCGAUUCCAUCCCCACCAUCCCUCCCCCCGCCUCGGGCAACGCAGCCGAGCUCGGCUUCGGUCAGCUCAACGGUGCCGAGCAGGGCAUCUCCACGCCCGGCGAGGAGAAACGCGACCAGAUGCAGACCGAGCGCAAUGCAGAGUUCAGCAAGGCCCAGCCGGACCUGCGUAAGCUCGCUGCGAACUCGGCUGGCUCUGCGAGCCACACCGCAUCGGGCGUGGACACGAAGAGCACCGGGGCUAGGAAGCCGGAUGAGCUGCUCGAGACCGUGGGUAGGAGCACGGGAACCGAGACGGGCACGGGCGCGGCCAGAGAGGGCGAGAUCGAGGUCGGCAGGGAUGCUACUUCUGCCCGCACCGUCUGA
This is a messenger RNA of Sporisorium graminicola, 558 nucleotides long. RefSeq lists its product as uncharacterized. Bases 1 to 558 code for a protein of 185 amino acids. The transcript has 2 exons. The record is from RefSeq and is a predicted model, not a curated record. NCBI's taxonomy places the organism in Eukaryota, Fungi, Basidiomycota, Ustilaginomycetes, Ustilaginales, Ustilaginaceae.